Molecule: messenger RNA, 3033 nt
Organism: Toxotes jaculatrix (banded archerfish)
Lineage: Eukaryota; Metazoa; Chordata; Actinopteri; Toxotidae
Product: fibroblast growth factor receptor-like 1
Exons: 7
Coding region: 311-1837 (508 amino acids)
Cellular component (GO): plasma membrane
Molecular function (GO): fibroblast growth factor receptor activity; fibroblast growth factor binding
Source: RefSeq, a predicted model, not a curated record
UUAGUGGACGGAGCGGACUAUAAAGUCUGGACCGCUCUGAGUUUUACCCCCCCUCCCUCCAGAAAAAUUAACAUACGGGAAUUUGUUGUUGGUUGUUGUGAUUUAUGGAAGCGUCCGGCUUUAUCGGCUUUUGAAUUCGCUGUUUUAUUUCAGAGACAAGCGUGUGGUGGUGGGCUGUGAGAGGUCGGUGAAAAGUCGACCGCUGUCACUCUUGAUUCAUGGACUCAACACGGACUUUAGCUAAAAGCAUUUCUGUCAGGAGGCUAAUACAAGGUUGACUUCAUUCAUUCAGUAUCCAGAUUAAAGGAACAUGAAGUUGUCUUUGGACAGUAUGCGUGUCCUGAAGAUUGUGCUGCUCAUCUUUGAGGCUGUUUUACUGACAGACUGCGCAAGAGGACCUCCACGGGUGUCCGAGAAGGUUGCUCACAGACAGACAGCCCGGCUUGGGAGUGCCAUCAAGCUGCCGUGUCCGGUGGAAGGAGACCCUCCACCACUAAUUAUGUGGACCAAAGAUUCACGCAACAUCCACAGCGGCUGGAUCCGUUUCCGUAUCCUCCGUAUGGGCCUGAAGAUCAAGGAGGUGGAGGCAGAAGACGCUGGCACCUACAUCUGCAAAGCCACCAACGGCUUUGGUAGCGUUAACAUCAACUACACCCUCAUCGUCAUCGAUGACUCAGGUUCUGAUAAAACUGGACCGGGAGCAGCUGAUGAAGCAGAGACUGAGCUUGGCACAGAUGUUGUGUCAGACAAAUUUGUGCGUCCCCGCUUCACUCAGCCCGCUAAGAUGAGGAAGAGGGUGAUAGCCCGUCCCGUUGGCAGCUCCGUGCGGCUCAAAUGCACGGCCAGUGGAAACCCUCGGCCGGACAUCGUGUGGAUGAAGGACGACAGGCCGCUGACGGAGCAGGAGGUCGGCGAGGGCCGUCAGAAGAAGUGGACUCUGAGCCUGAGGAACCUGACGCCGGAGCACAGCGGCAGAUACACCUGCAGGGUCUCCAAUCGGGCAGGGGAAAUCAACGCCACGUAUAAAGUUGAGGUCAUACAGAGGACAAACUCCAAGCCUAUUUUGACGGGCACUCACCCCGUCAACACGACGGUGGACUACGGAGGCACCACGUCGUUCCAGUGCAAAGUGAGGAGUGACGUUAAGCCGGUCAUUCAGUGGCUCAAACGCGUGGAGUCUAACGAGGAGAGCCGCUACAACUCCACCAUCGAGGUGGGGGACCACCGAUUCGUGGUGCUGCCCACGGGAGAGGUGUGGUCCAGGCCCGACGGCUCCUACCUCAACAAGCUGCUCAUUACCCGCGCCAAAGAGGACGACGCUGGCAUGUACAUCUGCUUAGGCGCCAACACCAUGGGCUACAGCUUCCGCAGCGCCUUCCUCACUGUGCUGCCAGACACGAAGCCUCCCAUCACGGUCGUAUUCUCGCCAACUUCCAGCUCCCUCCCCUGGCCCGUCAUCAUUGGCAUACCUGCUGGAAUAGUGUUCAUCUUUGGCACGGUGCUGCUGUGGUUCUGCCAGAGCAGAAAACACUGUCCUCCUCCCAGCGCUCCAGCUGCGGCUGCACAGGUACUGCAGAGCUCCCACCGGCUGCCGUAUCGAGAACGGGACAGGGGCUGCACGGCCCCGUCCUCCAGCUCCUCCAGCCCAGAGAAAGACUACAUUAGCUCCAUGAACUACGAGGAGUACCUGGCACAGCAGCAGCUCCUCCUCAGCCAGGGAGGACCAACACUCCCCCCUAAAAUCUACCCCAAAAUCUACACGGACAUUCACACGCACACUCACUCCCACGUGGACGGGAAAGUACAUCAGCACCAACACAUUCAUUUUCAGUGUUAGCCUUAGUGCCAAAUACUCCCCACUAACUGCUCCAGUAUCUCAGAGGGAGAGUGAGCUGUGGACUGAGCAGCAGCUCCUGAGUGUCGUUCAUCUGGCAUAAUCAGAAUCAAAAACAGCCUCUUCUCAUAGCUGGACAUUGUUGGGAGAGUGUACAUGUGUGAAAAACAGUGGCCAGUGACACACACCUUGUGUUUUUACGUCCAAAAUAUCCAUAUUUGGUGCUUUUUUUUUUACGUUCAGAUUCUCACACCACUAAAAUCCAUUAAUCCUUGUUGUGCACUUAAUACAAAAAAGGACAAGGAAAUCUGCAGCGUGUGAGUUGAAUUGCAGCUUUUCAAGCCAGCUGAAAGGUCUUCCUCAGCAGCUGAAUUUUGCAUUUUCCUACUUGAGGUGUGGCUGAAAAUGGAGGUUAGGUUUUACCUUUCACAUAAUCAGCUGUUGGAGCUCAGAGGCUGGGUAUGUUCUGCCUGGUAAUGAAGAUUCAAAUGGUACUCGAGAUUUACAAAAGGACUGGUUUUAUGGUCCUACUCAGGUAGUCCUUUUGUUUUGUUAAAGAUGCAUAGUGUUUGGAAUGGUGACCACUAUCCUUUUUAUUACCUUUCUCCAUCCCUCACUUCUGUUCUAUGUUAAAAAGUGAGAGUAGGCUGGUAAGUUUCUUUUUAUAGCCUGUUCAUGGCAUACAAAAACCUUGCCUAAGACUGCAAGGGAUGGAAGAAUUAUGUUUCCACGUUAAAUGAAUUGGUCGCCAUUAUCAUUUUAACUUUUUUUUUUAGCUAGGCUCCCAUCACUAGUCAAUAGUGUGUUGAGAUAAACCAGCAGAGGACGAGUCUUCAUGACCUUUUUCACCUUAUCCACCCACAGUAUAUGAAGCUGUAGUCAUUUAUAAUCAAAUUGAGUCAUGAAUAUUUAAUUUAUUUUGCUAAAAAAAAAUGUAUCAGAAGUUUAUUUUUCAGAGUAAGGCGUUUUACAUAUCUAUGUAAUGUUAUUAAAGUAUACUGUUGUUUUCUAUAGUACAUUUUGAGUACUUUGUCACCCAGUUUAAUCACAUUUAGUUCAUGCCAAUAUUUUAGGUAUUUCUGUGUGUAAUUGGUUAUAUUUGACAAUCUUGUAUGAUGUACUCUGUUCAAGGCUCAGAAGCUAAGUCAUCUAAAAGUUUGAUGGUUUGGUAGUUUGAUUAAAUGACCUGAAACAAAUUA